Molecule: messenger RNA, 558 nt
Organism: Prunus armeniaca (apricot)
Lineage: Eukaryota; Viridiplantae; Streptophyta; Magnoliopsida; Rosales; Rosaceae
Source: the annotation of a GenBank genome assembly
AUGCAUUUUUUUCAAAGGGAUCUUGAAGAGGAAGUCUUUAUGAAGCUCCCACCUAGUCAUCCUCAAAGCAAUAAUCCUAAUUUGAAGCUUGCAAUCAAAGACCUAGGAGUCUUGAAGUACUUUCUUGGCAUUGAAAUGGCCACUUCACACAAAGGGUUAUUUUUAAAUCAACUCAAAUAUGUUCUUCAAGAGUCUGGCAUGCUUGACUCCAAACUUGCUCAUACUCCUUUAGACAACAAACUCAAGCUUGACAUGGAAGGUGAACCCCUCAACAACAUCAACUAUUAUCAGAGUUUGGUUGGUAAGCUUAUCUACUUAACCAUCAAUAGACCAGACAUCACAUAUGCAGUUAGCAUUGUGAGUCAAUUCAUGCAUUCUCCCACCAUGUUACACUUGAAUGUGGUUAAAAGAAUCUUGCGGUACCUUAAGGGGUCUGUUGGUCGCGGUAUACUCAUGAGAAAGAAUGAUAAUGUUCACAUCCUUGGACACACUGACGCUAAUUGGGCAGGGAACGUCUUGGAUCGAAAAUCAACCACAGGAUAUUGUACCUUUGUAUGA